GAAGCAAACCAAAUUCAAGUUUCUAAACGCCUCCGGGUCGCAGGAGGCGCUGUCCCGUCCGCUCAUCACCAGCACCAAAAUGACUCGACUCUCUAAUCUCGGGGAGAGAGGAAGGGGCGGGUCAAAGAGCUCCGAGGCCUGGGUGGGACGCGUCCAUUGGGCUGGUGCUGGGGGGGGGGGCACCACGGGUCCUUAGGCCCAAGAUGGUAUAGACCGAGCUUCGCGCCAGCCUCCUAGAGCCCUGCAGGGGCGGGAAGGGCAAUCCUUCUGUUAGUGUCCCGCCAAGGUCCAAGUGGUUGGAGCGGUCCAAAGCCCAGAACUGUCGGGGUCCCAGGCUCCGAGGCUCCAGAAGACACAGCCUGGGUCUCAUGGCCCCGCCGGUCCGCCUGGGCCGGAAGCGCCCGCUACCUGUAUGCCCUAACCCGCUCUUCGUUCGUUGGCUGACCGAGUGGCGGGACGAGGCGGCCAGCAGGGGGCGCCACACGCGCUUCGUGUUUCAAAAGGCGCUGCGCUCUCUCCGACGGUACCCGCUGCCACUGCGAAGCGGGAAGGAAGCCAAGAUCCUCCAGCACUUCGGAGACAGGCUCUGUCAAAUGUUGGACGAGCGGCUGCGGCAGCACCAAGCAUCGGGCGGUGACCAUGCCCCCAGCACACCCUCUGGAGAGAAGAAUCAAGCCCAGGAAUGGCCACCUGCUCAAGUCCAGGACUCUUCCAAGCCGGUUCCCACCCAGCCCCAAGCAGGAGGCUCUGGUGGCUACUGGCCAGCUCGGAACUCAGGAGCUCGUGAGGUCCUGCUGCAGCUGUACUGGGAGCACCUGAAUCCUGGUGGCCACAGCUUCCUAACCAAAGAGGAACUGCUGCAGAGAUGUGGCCAAAAAGCCCCCAGGGUGGUCCCUGGAGUUUCCAGAUCCUGGCCUGCCCUACGUGGCCUCCUCCAUAGGAACCUGGUCCUCAGAACACAUCAGCCAGCUAGGUAUAUGCUGACCCCAGAGGGCUUGGAGCUAGCACAGAAGCUGGGGGAGUCAGAAGGCCUGAGUCCUCUGAACACUGGCAUUAGGCCAGAAGAGCCUGGUGGAGAGGAGCGAGCAACAGUCUCCACCAAACUUGGUGCCAGCGAAGUGGGGGUCCAACAGCCAACACUGGAGCUGAGGUCUGGAGAGUACAGAGUGCUGUUGUGUGUGGACACCGCUGAAACUAGGGGGGCAGGACACAGGCCAGAACUGCUCCAAGAACUACAAAGGCUGCAUGUGCCCCACACAGUGCGCAAGCUGCAUGUUGGGGACUUCGUGUGGGUGGCACAGGAGACCAGGCCCAGAGACCCAGCAAGACCUGGGGAGUUAGUCCUAGACCACAUAGUAGAACGCAAGCGGCUGGAUGAUCUGUGCAGUAGCAUUAUCGACGGCCGAUUUCGUGAACAGAAGUUCCGCCUGAAGCGCUGUGGCCUGGGGCACCGGGUAUACCUAGUGGAAGAACAUGGGUCAGUCCAGAACCUCAGCCUUCCUGAGAGCACCCUGCUUCAAGCUGUUACAAAUACCCAGGUCAUUGAUGGCUUCUUUGUGAAGCGUACCAUGGGCAUAAAGGAUUCGGCUGGCUACCUGGCUCUUUUGACACGGGGCCUGGAGAGACUAUACCAGGGCCACACCCUACGCAGCCGCCCCUGGGAAACCCCAGGGGAUCCUGAAUCAGGGGCAAGGCCCUCCCCAAACCCUCUCUGCUCACUCCUCACCUUCAGUGACUUCAACGCAGGAGCCAUGAAGAAUAAGGUAACCCUACCCCCUACCAAGCUUCUCCUGACCUGGUCCCAGAUCACACCUAACAUAGGCCUACCCCAACCCCAGGCCCAGUCUGUGCGAGAAGUAUUUGCCCGGCAGCUCAUGCAAGUGCGUGGACUGAGUGGAGAGAAGGCAGCAGCCCUAGUGAAUCGAUAUAGCACCCCUGCCAGCCUCCUGGCCGCCUAUGAUGCCUGUGCCACCCCCAAGGAGCAGGAGAUGCUGCUGAGCACUAUCAAGUGUGGGCGUCUGCAGAGGAAUCUGGGACCUGCUCUGAGCAGGACCUUGUCCCAGCUGUACUGCAGCCGCAGCCCUCUGACCUGAGCCUCACCAGGAGACAAGCCCAGCACCCAUCUCCCCACUACCCAGACUUUUAACUGGGAUCCUUGGGGCUAGAAUAAAAAUAUAAGUGUUUGUAGUCUUAGGUGUUAAAGAGGAGAUGCCAAGCCCCUUGGAAAAUCUGUAGGAGCUAGAAGCCUAGAUCCUGCAUCUAAUGAUUAUUGUUUUUUAGUACUGGGGGUGGAACCUGGGGCCUUAUGCAUGCUAAGCAAGUGUUCUAGCACACAGCAAUGGUCUGCAGCCUUGCCCAGUGUCUCCUAUCUCUUCUUACUCCCAGGUUUGUCUAGAACUUGCUAUACAGCCCUGUCUGGCCUGGAACUCUUAAUUCUUUCUGGGUCUACCUCCUGAGUGCUAGGAUUUUAGGCAUGUACCACCACACCUGGUCUGUAUGUUGAGUUUUUUG
Molecule: messenger RNA, 2511 nt
Organism: Nannospalax galili (Upper Galilee mountains blind mole rat)
Lineage: Eukaryota; Metazoa; Chordata; Mammalia; Rodentia; Spalacidae
Gene: Mus81
Product: MUS81 structure-specific endonuclease subunit
Exons: 15
Coding region: 369-2093 (574 amino acids)
Biological process (GO): mitotic intra-S DNA damage checkpoint signaling; double-strand break repair via break-induced replication; DNA catabolic process
Cellular component (GO): nucleus; Holliday junction resolvase complex
Molecular function (GO): crossover junction DNA endonuclease activity; DNA binding; 3'-flap endonuclease activity
Source: RefSeq, a predicted model, not a curated record